AUGCUGCUUCCGGGAAAGAUCCACCACGUGCUCAGUCCGGGCAACCUCUGCAUCAAGGAGGUGCAGGAGUACCUGCGGGGCAUCUGUCCGGACGUGCAUGUGACGAGGGGCGAGUACGACGACGAUGCCCAGUUCCCCGACACCAAGGUCGUUGUCGUGGGCGGCUUCCGCAUCGGCCUCUGCCACGGCCACCAGCACUGGGCAUCCGCAUUGGGCCUUGUCACGGCCACCAGGGGCUGCUCUCUGCUUCUCUGCUCUGUGACGUUCCCUGUUGCCCGUCCUCGCCAUCCCCUCCAUUCCACUCCCCAUUUUCUCCUCCCCGCUCCUCCUUCCCAGGUGAUCCCAUGGGGCGACGUUGAGUCCCUAGCCAUGCUGCAGCGGCAGAUGGGAGUGGACAUUCUAAUCACGGGCCACACGCACCGCUUCAAGGCCUAUCGCCACCAGGGUCGCCUGCUCAUCAACCCAGGCAGUGCCACCGGCGCUUACACCCCCUCCACCGCUGCUGCUGCCGCUGCCGCCGCUACCGCUGCUGCCGCUGCAGCUGCUGCUGGGGAGACCGACGCUGCUGCUGCUGCUGGCGGCGCUGCUGCGGCUGCGGCAGCAGCGGCGCUGCACCCGAGUUUUGUUCUAAUGGAUGUGGAUGGGGCGCGCGUGGUGGUGUAUAUAUACGAGCUUGUGGGCGGCGAUGUGAAGGUGGAUAAGAUCGAAUUCAAGAAGCCCGUUGCUGGCGCGCAGUGA
Closterium sp. Naga37s-1 is the source of this 738-nucleotide messenger RNA. The record is from the annotation of a GenBank genome assembly. Lineage: Eukaryota; Viridiplantae; Streptophyta; Zygnematophyceae; Desmidiales; Closteriaceae.